Medicago truncatula (barrel medic) is the source of this 646-nucleotide messenger RNA. Its product is annotated as thymocyte nuclear protein 1. Gene Ontology annotation, cellular component: nucleus. The transcript has a single exon. Lineage: Eukaryota; Viridiplantae; Streptophyta; Magnoliopsida; Fabales; Fabaceae. The record is from RefSeq and is a predicted model, not a curated record. Bases 186 to 626 code for a protein of 146 amino acids.
CUCCUAUCUUUUCCAACUUCCCUCUCUCUAAAUAUGCAUGAUUUGGGUAGAAGGCGCGUGGCACCAUGUCAUCCGUUGAUUGCUUUUGUUGGUGUAGUGAGCGGGAAAAUUAAAGGAAAUUGGCGGGUAGAGCCUCCUUAUAAAUAAUAAUAAUAAAUUAGGGGUAAAUGAAAACUUAGAGAGAGAUGGGAAAGGAAGUGAAGAGGUUUCUGCUGAAAACAGAACCGUCUGAGUGGUCAUGGGAGGACCAAGAAGCAAACGGAGGGAUAAGCAAAUGGGAUGGCGUUAAAAACAAACAAGCUCAGAAAUAUCUCAAAUCCAUGUCACUCAACGAUCUCUGCUUCUUCUACCACUCUGGCCCUAAGUCUCGUCGCAUCGUCGGCGUUGUUUCUGUCGUCAAGGAAUGGUACACCGACAACGACGACGACGGUGCGGUGGAUGUGAAAGCUGUUGGAGAAAUGAGGAGGGUGGUUGAUUUGAAGGAGAUGAAACAUUUGAAGGAUUUUGUUCUGUUGAAGCAACCUAGGCUUUCUGUUGUUCCUGUUCCUCAUGUUAUUUGGGAUACUAUUUGUGAUUUGGGAGGUGGGUAUCAUGGUGAUGGGAAUCAUGAAUCAAACCCCUGUUGAUUCAAUUUAUCAAUUGUAAU